Messenger RNA from Tripterygium wilfordii, 891 nucleotides. RefSeq lists its product as uncharacterized. The coding region runs from base 9 to 509 and encodes 166 amino acids. The record is from RefSeq and is a predicted model, not a curated record. The transcript has 2 exons. NCBI's taxonomy places the organism in Eukaryota, Viridiplantae, Streptophyta, Magnoliopsida, Celastrales, Celastraceae.
CCCCGCUCAUGGUGGCCACGCUAAUGUUAAUCGUGAUCAUGCACUCACUACACAAAUCUUUUUUCACUGCUCAUAGUUUUUAUCUAGUUGACGAAGCUUGCCUAUAUAUACAAAACCCUAGAUACAUCGCUUGCAAUAAUAUUUCUCCAUACACAUAUCAGGGGUUAACUUUGGCAUGCAAGAAAGUCACCAUGAAGGCCUUGCUAGUGUUUCUUUUGAUUUUUGUCUUGGUCUUGGAAACCAUGGCAGCUAAUGGAAAGUUGUUCACAGGCACCGUAGUCGAGGAGGAAAAAAAGGUGACGGGGACGACCAAUCGUCGUCUUCUCGGUGAGCCGACAGAUCUUGGUCGAAAGGUUGGUGGUGGCAAGGGUACUGAUGUCAAGAACGAUGAUGAUGACAACAAAAACGAUAGUUUUGGCAACUAUGACCAAGGCACUGGAUUGUAUACAGAGACUCAUCACCGUUUCACAACCACAACAAACCCAAUAGAACCUAGCAAUCAUAAUUAGUAAAAUACAUACAUACAUAUAUAUUGCUUAUGGUAUGGCACGUAUAUGCAUGGCUUGUGAUUAAUAAAGUGAAACUAACAUCAUGUUCGAUGUUUCACAGAUCAAAAUCCAACCUGUCAAUCUUUACCUCGUUAGAGAUUGCGAGUUCGAUUCCCCAAAGGCCAUAUGGCUUUAUGUGAAAAUCUAAUAUACGAGCGUGUGUGUGGAAUAAAACAACAUCUCAGUGCAUGAGUCUGUGAUCAGACUGUCGUGUAAGAUUUGAGAUGUGAGAGCAGUGUAAUAUAUAUUGUGAAAUAUGCAAGAAAAUUAUGUGGCUUGUGUACAGGCCAUAUGUGUGUGUUGUGGAAUAAAAGCGACGCUAGCCAGCGCUAUAUAUAUAUCA